This is a messenger RNA of Microdochium trichocladiopsis, 853 nucleotides long. RefSeq names its product Pre protein translocase Sec Sec61-beta subunit, eukarya. The transcript is spliced from 4 exons. Bases 182 to 520 code for a protein of 112 amino acids. NCBI's taxonomy places the organism in Eukaryota, Fungi, Ascomycota, Sordariomycetes, Xylariales, Microdochiaceae. Gene Ontology annotation, biological process: intracellular protein transport. Gene Ontology annotation, cellular component: Sec61 translocon complex. The record is from RefSeq and is a predicted model, not a curated record.
GUCUGGGCCAGCGAGACCCUGAGGUGCUUUUUGGGUCGGCAACUCCAAAGGCGCAUCACCACCACACCCACGCGACCUCUGUCUCUCUUCUUCUCUCCAGUUUCGCUCCUUCGACCACUGUCCGCGGCAUCUUACCGGAUCUUCUGCUCUUCCCUGUUACCUGUCCAUCUCUGUCCUCGCCAUGUCUUCCCCUCGCGCCUCAUCGCCCGUGGCCUCGCCUGCCGCCACUGGUGCCAGCAUCGGCCGUCCGUCAUCCCCUGCCGCCCCUGGAGGCGCGCGAACAGCUAUCCGCCGGAGAGCUGCUGCCGACCAGAAGGAGAAGAUUGCCAAUGCGCGCCCGAGCAGCACGCGCGCCGCUGGCGCCGGCGGCUCAAGCAGCACCAUGCUCAAGCUCUACACAGACGAGUCUCCUGGCUUGAAGGUUGACCCGGUCGUCGUCCUCGUUCUGUCCCUAGUGUUCAUCUUCUCCGUUGUUGCUCUCCACAUCAUUGCCAAGGUCACCCGCCGGUUCUCCAGCUAAGCAGUAUGCCAAAAUCAUCACCAUGUGCCGAAAUCCACAUCACCAGAGACUUCUGCAGUAAGCUCUCUGGUUCUGUCUGGAGCAGAGCCGGACCACACAACAACACGACUAAUAGCCCGCAAGUUACGUGCGAGAGCUCUCGAUUCGUACGACUAAUCGAAAGCCAGCAGGCCCGGAGGCUGGUCGGGGAGUCUGCUUGGGAACAAUGUGUGCCUUGAUCACACAGAAGGAUCCGGCGCAAGCGCUCGACAAUCGUUUACUGUAUCAUAACAGGCCACCUAGGCAGGCUCCAUUUACGCUAGAAAGAGAUACCGUUUUGUUUUGUUGCCGUGA